This is a messenger RNA of Pyrus x bretschneideri (Chinese white pear), 1774 nucleotides long. Its product is annotated as UPF0481 protein At3g47200. Bases 396 to 1559 code for a protein of 387 amino acids. NCBI's taxonomy places the organism in Eukaryota, Viridiplantae, Streptophyta, Magnoliopsida, Rosales, Rosaceae. The record is from RefSeq and is a predicted model, not a curated record. The transcript is spliced from 2 exons.
UGCCUAAUUCCAAGUUUUUUUUAUAUUCCAAGUCAUUUAUAUACUAAACUUUACAAAAAUCUCAUUUUGUAUAAAAUACUCAGAUAUUUUCAGAACAUACAUCCGAGCAAGAACCUGCAGGCCGAGGAGAAUUAAUUACAUCAAAACCGAUCAUCUUUAUUUUCAAUUAAUCGACACGGAGUUAGAACGCGCAUGAAAUGGAAGCAAGUAAUGUGAGAAAUGAAAAUGAAGAGUUAGCAUUCUCGAUUCAAGGAAAACUUAAGCCGCAGUCGCCGUUACGCAGUCAUCAUUCCAUAUUUAGAGUCCCUAAUGUGCUGCGUAAUGAUUACUGAAAGAGCUUUUGUCCACGUUUGAUCUCAAUUGGACCAUUGCACCGUGGAUCGAAUUGGCAAACCAUGGAAGGAAUUAAAUUGUGGUAUUUGCAUGGCCUGCUUCAGCGAGAUCAGACUCGAACAACUGGUUUAAAGCACUUUGUCGAAGCUAUUAGAGAUAUAGAAGAAGAUUGUCGGAAAAGCUAUGAAGAAAAAGUUGAUAUGAGCAGUGAUGAUUUUGUGGAAAUGCUGGUGGUUGAUGGAUGCUUCAUUAUCGAACUCUUCAGGAAGUCUUCAGGAGAGGUGCAAACUGAGGACGAAGAUCCUGUGUUCCACAAGUCAUGGAUGCGCACGGCGCUUAUAAAUGACUUGCUUCUUCUUGAAAACCAGCUUCCUUGGAGAGUUCUUGACCGUUUAUUUGAUCUCACGCGGGAAACCAGUGCAGGUAACGAUAACCAUACUCGUUCUCGUUCACUUCCUGAGAUUACUCUACAAUAUUUUCAGGAGUAUAGCUUGGGGAUGCAUCUGUUAGACCAAGACAAACUUAUCAAGCAUCCACCUCAAGUUCAAACUCUUCAGUUGGAUAUACAGCAUCCACGGGCCAAUGGACCAUCGGGAAGCAAACAUUUACUCGACUUCAUAAGAAACUCUUUGAUCGGAUCGUAUGGAUCAGAUGACGCACAUGAGCCCUUACGGUGGUCCCCGAUUCCCUCUGUGACAGAGCUUGCAGGAUCAGGAGUCAUGCUUGCUAGGGGUCGAAAAAAUGAUGACAUGCUCAACAUAACCUUCGAAGAUGGAGUGUUGCGAAUUCCACCAAUAAGGGUUUAUAAGAACGGAGAAUCGCUGUUUAGAAAUCUCGUCGCUUAUGAACAGUGUGAAACAACAACCGGUGUGAGUAAAUAUGCCUCUUAUGCUGUGUUGUUGGAUCACCUUAUUAAGUCCAAGGAAGAUGUAGAGCUUCUUAUCAAGAGAGGAGUUAUAGAAAAUUUUGUGGGCGAUGACAUGGCCUGGCUCUUGAAUAAUCUUUCCAAUGGUAUCAUCGUUUACAAUUUUUCUUACGCAAGACUCUACAAGGAUCUGAAUAAAUUUUGUGGGACACCCUGGAACAAGUGGCGUGCUCAGUUAGAAGUUUAUUUCAGAAAUCCCCUGGAAUUGAUUAAUCUUUACAUUACUGUCGGGGUUGUUACAGUUUUGACAUUGAUACAAACAGUUUAUUCCAUUCUGUCAUACAACAAGCAGCAGCAGUAGACCGGCUUCCAGUUCGCAAUGUUGCUUUUUCCGAGUUAAUGUCAUGCUCGUGCAGUGUUGAUGAGAAAUCUCUGUUUGUAUUUGUUUCAAUGUUAUCUCCUGUUAAGUUCGCUUGGUUUGUAUUUGUUUUCAUGUAUUCCAAUCAAAUGAGGAUUCACACUGAAGACGCACUCCCAUUCAGCUAUGAAAUAAUUCGAAAUUAUCUUUCUUAAGCA